Knipowitschia caucasica is the source of this 1389-nucleotide messenger RNA. Lineage: Eukaryota; Metazoa; Chordata; Actinopteri; Gobiiformes; Gobiidae. The record is from the annotation of a GenBank genome assembly.
AUGGGGGGUGGUUUGUGGGUUUUAGUGGUUUGUUUUGGGGGGUUUGUUGUGGGGUGGUUUGAGGGUGGUUGGUGGGUGGUUGUGGGGUGGUUUGUGUGGUUGUGGGGGUGGUUUUGGGGUGGUUGUGUUGUGGUUGUGGGGUUGGUUUUGGGGUGGUUGGUGGGGUGUUUUUGGGGUGGUUGGUGGGGGGUGGGGUUGUGGGUGGUUGGUGUGGGGUGUGGGUGGGGUGGGGGGGGUGGAGGGGUGUGGUGGGGGGGUUGGUGGGUGGGGGGGGGAGGGGGGGGGGGUGGGGGUGGGGGGGGGGGGGUGUGGUGGGGGGUGGGGGGAGUGGAUGGUGAGUGGGGUGUUGGGGUUGGGGGGGGGUGUGGUUGGUUUUGUGGGUGGGGUUGGUGGGGGGUUUUGUGUGUUGUUUGGUGGUGGUUUUGUUGGUGGUGGGGUUGGGUGUGGGGUGGUGGUGAGGUGGUGUGGUGGUGGGGGGUGUUGGUGGUGGGGGUGGUGGGGGGGGUGUUGGUGUGUGUGGGGGGUGGUAGUUGGGUUGGUUUUUGGGGUGGGGUGUUUUUAUGUUAUGGUGUGGUUUGGGGGUGUUGGGUUGUUGGUUGUGUGUUGGGUGUGGGUUGGGGGUGGGGGGGGGUGGGGGGUGAUUUGUGGGUGGUUUUGUGGGGGGGGGGUGUUGUGGUUUUUGUGUUGUUGGGGUGGUUGGUGUGGGGGGUUUGGUGGGUUGGGAGGGUUUUGGUUUGUGGGUGGGGGGGUGGGGGGGGGGGGGGUGGGGGGGGUUUGGGGGGUGGGAGGGGGGGUGGUUUUGGGGGUGGGGGUGGUUGUGUUGGGGUGGGUUGGUUUGUUGGGGGGUUUUGUUGGUGGGGGGGGGGGUGUUUGGAGUGGUUGGUUUUGUUAUUGGGGGUGGGUGGGGGGUGGGGUGUGUUGGGGUGUGGUGGGGGGGGGGGGGGGGGGGGGGGGGGGGUUUGUUUGUGUGGGGGGGUGGUUUGGUUUUGUUGUUGGUGGUGGUGGGUUUGGGGGUGUGUUUGGGGGGGGGUGGUGGGGUUGUUUUUGUGGGUUGUGGGGGGGGGUGGUGUGGGGGGGUGUGUGGGGUGGUUUGGGGGUGGGUGGGUUGUGGGGUUGGGGGGGGGGGUUUGGGUGUGGGGGGGUGUGGGGUGGUUGUGGGGGUGGGGGUGGGGGGUGUGGUGUUGGGGGGGUGGGGGGGUUGUGGUGGGUGUGUUGUGGGGGGGGUUGUUGGUGUGUUGUGUUUGUUGUGGUGGUGUGGUGUUUGUGUUGUUGGUGGGUGGGGUGUGUGGUUUGUGGGUGUUGUGUUGGUGUUUGUGUUUUUUGUGUUGGUUGGUUGGGUGGUGUGUUGAGUGUGGGUGUUUUUUGUUUUGGGGUGGGGGGGGGUGUUGA